Messenger RNA from Syngnathus typhle (broad-nosed pipefish), 5457 nucleotides. Its product is annotated as complexin-2. The transcript has 4 exons. The record is from RefSeq and is a predicted model, not a curated record. NCBI's taxonomy places the organism in Eukaryota, Metazoa, Chordata, Actinopteri, Syngnathiformes, Syngnathidae. Gene Ontology annotation, cellular component: SNARE complex; terminal bouton. The coding region runs from base 2003 to 2527 and encodes 174 amino acids. Gene Ontology annotation, molecular function: syntaxin binding. Gene Ontology annotation, biological process: regulation of neurotransmitter secretion; synaptic vesicle exocytosis; neurotransmitter transport.
AGGUCUAUCGAGAGAUUCUAGCGCAAGAAGUUGCGGAGGAGGCUUCAUGCUAGCUCGUCUUUGACAUCCAAGGAUACAAUUCAACACACUCAAAACCUCAAGAUGGACUUUGUGAUGAAACAAGCUUUAGGUGCAACCCAGGGCCUGCUAGCAGCUGUCUGGCAGCUUCCUGCUACCACACAGAGCAGACGUCCGACUGGAUCGAAGAACUGCUGAUCAUUUGACAGAUAAAACCAUAUUAUUUUGCCUAAUCAUCUUUUUUUGAUUUAAUUCCACACAACGCAAGUGCUCUUCAGUUGCACGAGAGCUUCUUAGAGCCACACUUUCAAUGGAGUAGUAACAGGGAGCACAUCAAAUAUCCUCCUUUCUGCUAAUGCUAACGAGGUGGAAGGAGUGGAGGAAGAAGAGGGGUCACAUCUCUGAUGUAACUGUUUUCCAGAAGCUACUGGCCCUUUCACGAAACCCGACAUAACUAUUUUUUACACCCUUUUCCCAGGUUGCAGUCUUUUCUUGAAGGCAGCAAUUGUCAACCGGUGGUCCGCGGCUCUCUAGUGGUCCGUGGCGGUACUGCAGGUGCUCCGCAAAUUUGGAAACGGAAAAUAAUUCUGCCAAACACCCGCAGCGGACAGGCUGACCUUAGCCCCAACUCAUGCUGAGCACUGAACCCAUCCCCGCCUAACCCCGCUUUCUCACCAGCUGAGUGUUAAUUUGUUACAAUCGCUUCUGUUGCAGUUGCGAGUCGCCACAGGCGAGACAAAGCCUGAUGAUAGUAAUGACGAUGACGUUGACGAGUGCUUCUACAGCCAUCACAAUGAAUACAUCUCAUACUAUAUUAUAUAGCAUACACAUGCAUUCCAUUUUAUUUCCAUUUCAUAUAUGAAUUAAACAGUGCGUUAUAUGAAUUUCUGUUACAUGCGCCAUGGAAGCAUUACAAUAUACAUUUAAGAUAUGGUAAAAUCGUGUAUGAAUGAUAUUACGUACCUAUAAUGACUGUUGCAUUUCAUGCAUGCAUACAUUACUUGCUUAAGAAAAAAUGUUACACAAACAACAUAUCUAUUCUCCAUUUCAUUAUAAUUACCGUAUUUUCCGCCCUAUAAGGCGCACCUAAAAACCUAAAAUUUUCUCAAAAACCAACAGUGCGCCUUAUAGUCCGGUGCGCCUUAUAUAUGGACUAAAUUCCUAAAUUUAAACUGGCCCAAAGCAUUGUGUCAUGAAAUCAAUCAUAAGUGGCCCGCUGAAGACUAUGAAUCAUGACUCAAAAAGACUAUGGAUCAUUAUUUUAUGAUUAUAAAGUAAUUUGUUCCGUCUGAAGUUGAAAUAAAAAAGAUAAAAUGGAGAAUGAUUUGAUUUGGAUUAAAAAUCUGACAUGAUGCAUUAAUGGUGCGCCUUAUAGUCCGGUGCGCCUUAUAUAAGGAUAAAGUUUUAAAAUGGGCCAUUCAUUGAAGGUGCACCUUAUAGUCCGGUGCGCCUUAUAGGCCGGAAAAUACGGUAUAUACAUACAUUUAACUGGUCCAUUAAUUGGGCACAGCAUGUAUGUAGUAACACACGUUUAAUAUGUCAUUCAACAUGCAAUACAGUAAAGUGGUUAGCACGUCCGCCUCGCAGUUCACACGGUGUUGGUUCGAUCCCACCUCCGGAGUUUGCAGGUUCUCCCUGUCCCUGUGUGUGUUUUUUUCCGAGCACUCCGCUUUCCUCCCACAUCCCUAAAACAUACAUGGUAGGCUGAUUGAGCCCUCCAAAUUGCCCCCUGGUGCGAGCGCGGACGGUUGUUCGUCACCUCCGAUUGGUUGGUAACUGGCGGUACAGAAAAUGCAUGGAUGGAUACAAUACUAUAAUAAAAACAACAAUCAUGUUGAAUAUAUUACAUCAUAUUAUACGUAUGUUCCACUGCAGCUCAUAAAGUCAUUUCUAGAAGGUUUGAGAUGUUAGAUGCUUUGGUGUGUUUGCGCAGGCCAAGAUUGAUAGUAUGAUGCAGUUGUUUUGUUUCUCUGCUGCUUGAUCCAUGAUUCAUACACUCAGGUGGUCCUGUAUUUACGAUCGACCCCAGUCGGGUAAUAACAAGGCGCCAUCGAUGCACCACCAAACGUGGCACAAACUGUCGUUCCUCCAUCACCUUUCACUGUCGUUGCUUCUGUCUUGGUGCUGCCGCUCAGGUGCCACCAAGGACAUGGGCAAGAUGUUGGGCGGCGAGGAGGAGAAGGACCCUGACGCGGCCAAGAAAGAGGAAGAGCGUCAAGAGGCCCUGAGGCAGCAGGAGGAGGAACGGAAGGCAAAACAUGCCCGCAUGGAGGCUGAGAGGGAGAAGGUCCGGCAGAGCAUUCGGGACAAGUACGGCCUGAAGAAGAAGGAGGAGAAGGAGGCAGAGGAGAAGGCGGCGCUGGAGCAGGCCUGUGAGGGCUCUCUGACGCGUCCCAAGAAGGCCAUCCCCAGAGGUUGUGGAGAUGAUGACGAUGAUGAUGACGAGAGUAUCCUGGAUACUGUCCUCAAGUUUCUGCCUGGCCCGCUGCAAGACAUGUUCAAGAAGUAGACCCGGAAGGAAAACUGGGGAGGGGAAGUGAAUUGGGGGGAAAAGAUGAUGCAUCUUCAGGGAGGCAUGGUCUUGCCAAGCUGUUGGAGGAUUCACGCUGCCUUUUCUCCAACUUUGUGUUUUUAUUAUUAUUUUUCUAUUUCCUGCAACAUUUUUGGGUUAUUUCAUUUGAUACUACCAGGCCAUUUGACUGGUUGGCAGUCACCUGUCACUCGGCAGACGGUAUACCAAAUCUCAAGUUGAAAGCUUUUUUUUUUUUUGUCUUCGCCGCUGAUGGAUGCGGAGAAUGUAGGUCAACAUGUUGCGUCAAAAACGAGCCAUUUGAAAGCGUAAACGGGAAAAAGAAGACGGUAUGAUCCCUCACGAACAAAUUGGCUUUUUAUUCGUUUGCUAAACUACCAAAGGUUGGGUCAACUUGAGCAACUUUGUUUUAUGUCCGGUUUGAAAGAAAGAACAGAUAAUACGUACUUUUUGGGGGCUUCUGUAAAUAUUUGACUGCAGGACUUUCUUUCCUUACAUCUUCUGUAUGAGAGUGCCAACUUUAUCGGAAUCUGUAUAACAAUUAAUUGCGACUUUUUAACAUUACAAGUUGAAGAUGUAGUGAGGUCCCCUUAGACCAGUGCUUCUCAAAUAGUGGGGCGCAGUGCUAUACCUGGGGGGGCGCGUGUGACCCUGGGGAACAGGCAUUUUUUUGGGCAGUACUAGAAUAAAGUGUAAUUGCGCCUUUACUACAGCAGGGGGCAGUGGCGCUCUCAUUGUUACUUCUGUCACGUUUGCGACAGUGCAACAUUUUACGACUUACAAGACAAGUUAGGAUAGUCACGGUGGGGAGGGGAGCCGCGAAUAGUUUUCUUCUUGCUAGGGGGGGGGGGCGUAACAGAAAAUAAUUGAGAAGCACUGCCUUAGACAAUCAACAGAAACUUAGGGAAAUUUUGCGUGGCUGGAAGGUAUAGGGGGAACGUUCAAAAUCACUUGGCCCAUAGUGACCAAAGAUCCCACGUGUUAUACACGUCAUUCUUCUUUGAGCCACCCAAAGCAAAUUAUGACAUCAAUCUGCGCUUCAGCAGUGCGUUAGUGGUUCAUUAUGGGUACAUUACCAUGCUUUAUUAGUAAAUCAGCGAUGUAUCGACGCAUAAUUGCUCCAUCAGCAAUGUCUGAGAGGUGCAUCAACGGUGUACCGGUGGUGUGUUCGGACUCCAUCGGUGAUGGUGCUUCAGAGGUACAUGAGUAUUGCAUGGCUGGUGCUAGCUAUAGUGGCGAGCAGGAAAUAUGGUAAUUACUUGAAUACGACGUGACGUUUGGACGAGCAAACACUGUUAACGUGGCGAAAGACAAAGAAGCUAAAGAGCUAAGAUGCCUAGAAGCUUAAAGUUGUCAGGACUGCAGGAAGAAGACACAACACUUUAUUGUAGUUUUUGACUAACGGUUCUAAAGGAGUAGAAGAAGACGACGAUUCGCGACGUGACUACAAAGCCAUACGCUUUUGACUUUUUGCAAUAAUUUCUUGAAUGUUUUUAUUGCAUGUGCCUUUGUGGCCAUUUAGACAACAUGCAUGUCGGAAGGAACCUUCAUUGUGUACCUGUCAAUUUGUGUCUUCUUAAUACUGAACACAUGUUGAUGCAUGCAAAACAAAGAGCAAAAUAAUAGGCUGAUACAUUUUUGUGUCUCUGUGGUUUCAGUUUGUCUUUGGUACAAUAACCAAUUGGUUGUGAGCAUCAAGUGCCCUGGCAGUUUACACAAAAGAGACACACACACACAGGAAGUUUGGUUGCAAAUUCUCAGAAUGAGGCCUUGUUGCCUCUUUGCCACGUUUGUAAAUUGCGGGGCGGGAGUGCACAGGCUAAAGAUGCUACAAGCUAACUUGUUGCAUAUUUGUCUACAUAAAUUAGCUCACCGUGGCUACAGAUUGGCUCAUCCGUUGACUUCAUACAACACUUUUGAUGACAUUCCAAAGCCUCUUUCAAAUCACACUCCCCAACGAGACCAACAUAUUAUUAUAACACUUUACCUCAAAUUUCUGUCUACCUUUAUGCUAAAAUGCUAAUUGUGAUGUUAGCUCCUGUUUCGAAAAUGAAUCAUGGCGUCGCUUGUGCUCUGACUUUCUCUGACACUUGCUCAAAUUCAUUCAAAUGUUUUGCUGUUGCAUUUAUUUGUUGGUGUGUGGUUCCUCUUCCACUUGUCACGUUUGCUAGUAUGGCCUCUUGGAUAAACCACGCGCCUUUCAAAAGGGCUAUUCCGCUACUUUUUGCAUACGCAGUCACACUUUAACGCUGACUGUCCCGUUGCGUUGUCUGCCAAAUGAUACAUGUCAUUCAAUUUGAUGUAGAUUUCAUUGUGUGUGGGUAUGUGUGUGUGUUUGUGUGUUUGUGUUUGUAUGUUUGUGCGUGCGCACCACAGCCACCUGGAGGCAGUAUAAGACAAAUAAACUGACAAGCGACAUUACGAUUCUUUGUGAAGGAUAUAAUAUACGACUGUAAGCCGGUCGGACCGUUUUUAUUUUGAGGCGGCAAUGUAUUUAAAUUUGUGUGAAAUUUUGAUUUGCAUGAGUGGACCUUAACAAGAUUAUGAAGUUACAUUUGCGCCCAUUAACUGGUAUCACCUCUUGUUCGAUGGCUCCUGCUAACAUGCUUUAGCCCAGGUGAGCUCAUUUAGCUUUUGUUAGCAUAAGAUGUUUCAAAUUAUUACGUGCUAGCAGUUUGCUCAUUGGUAUAGUUAUCAGCAUCAACUGCCAUUAUUGCUCUGAACUGCCUUUUUUGAUAUCAAGGUUUUUACUUGUCACGUACACUUUUGUGUGAUCACCAAGAAGGAAUCAAACCUAUCAAUGAGUCAUUGGUUUCUUUAUUUGGAAUUUGCUUUCAUUCAUUCAGGGUAAAAAUGAUUUCAGGUGAAUGUCAACAAUUAAGUUUGAAAAAUAAAAUCUGGAAAAUGUG